This is a messenger RNA of Seminavis robusta, 750 nucleotides long. Lineage: Eukaryota; Bacillariophyta; Bacillariophyceae; Naviculales; Naviculaceae. The record is from the annotation of a GenBank genome assembly.
AUGUGGGGUAUGAAUCAUCAUCACCGUUCGUCUGCUCCUGCGGAUCCAAAAUCGCACACCACUCGUCCCAUUGUCACCGGCGCUUCCGUCUUGGGCGUCAAGUACAAUGGUGGAGUCAUGUUGGCCGCGGAUACAUUGCUCUCGUACGGAAGCAUGGCCAAGACCAUGAACGCGAGUCGUUUGAUGGAAAUUGAUCAAACGCUGAUUGGCGCAUCGGGCGAGUACUCGGACUUUCAAGCCAUUCAAGAGAUGCUCGAAGCCAAGUCGCUCCAGAUGCAGAGCGGUCUUUUGCAGGAACGCGAAGGAGACGAGCCUCCCAUGACGGCUCGCAGCAUGUGGAACUAUUUGCGUGUUGUCAUGUACCACCGACGCAACAAAAUGAAUCCUCUUUGGAAUUCCGUGGUGGUGGCUGGCAAGGACGGCGCCACUGGCGAGUUCUUUUUGGGCAAUGUGGACCGUUUGGGAACCACCGUAGAAGACAACAUUAUGGCAACUGGAUUCGGAGCCUACAUGGGAGUUCCCUUGCUGCGUGAAAAAUGGCGUCCCGAUAUGGACGAAGGGGAAGCCCGUGCCUUGUUGGAAGAUUGCAUGAAGGUCUUGUAUUACCGUGAUUGUCGUGCUGCCAGCCGCAUUCAAUUGGCCAAGGUCAGCGCUGACGGUGUCUUGAUCAGUGAGCCCUAUGAACUCGAGACUAGUUGGGCUGGAAGCACGGACUACAUCCCUUUGAAUACGCCCUUGGCGCUUCCCUAG